Messenger RNA from Phytophthora nicotianae INRA-310, 687 nucleotides. RefSeq lists its product as hypothetical. The transcript is spliced from 3 exons. The record is from RefSeq and is a predicted model, not a curated record. Lineage: Eukaryota; Oomycota; Peronosporomycetes; Peronosporales; Peronosporaceae. Bases 1 to 687 code for a protein of 228 amino acids.
AUGAGCGACACAUCAAGCCCUAAAAGCAGUUUAACUGGGUCCAAAGAUUUCAGUAGUGGACGCUCGGCUCAAGCAAGCUCGUCUUCGGUUGGAGUAGACUCGUCCGAUAGAGAUCAAGAGGAGGUUCGCGUUACUGCACCUCGUUUCGAGCAAUGGUACGACACGUGGGACUCGUUCCGCGCUAGUUUGGUCGAGUAUCAAAUGCGAACGUCUCAGUUCUCGAGGGGAAAAGGCCAUCGAUCUGGAUAUCAACCACUAGGCACAAGCUGCGAGGUUAUUCUAUGUGCGACGGUUAUGCGCUUCCCCGAAAUGCACACCUUUCGUUUUUGUGUGACAAAGCACAAGAGAAACCACAAUCAUAAACUCAGCAAGAAAAUCUUCGAGAACUACCCGUCCAGCAGAAAGGUGACCGACCCGGACGUCCUGGAUCUGGUUGAAGAACUCAUCAAAGUUGGGGACAAGCCAAAGAAGAUCCUGAAGUACCUCCAGGAGACGACAGGAAAGCGCAUUAUAUUGCGUGACGUCCACAACUUAGUGCAACGUAUCAAGGCUAAGUGCCGUGGGUCCGGGACUGUGGAGGAUCGUUUAGAGGCUGUUCUCCGCAAGUUUUGUAGUAACCGGGGAAAUACUGCUACCGUUCUAAUAGACGAUGCCAAGAGGACGCAAACCAUCACGAUUCAAACUUGA